UAUAACUGGCUGGCUCAGUGUCUCCUUCAAGCAGAACCGAGAACAGCAGCACCAGAGCUAGAGCUUACUUACACACAGCUCAGAGAGCUUAGAUCUUACAAGCAUUACAAGAGACUCCUACUACACUACAACUUCACUUUCUUCUUUUUUGAUCUCUUCACCUGGGAAAACAACUACCGAACCAAGACCAUUCUGUGCAAGAUUAUCCAGAAUAGAAUCACAAAUAAUAUUAUUAACUUUAUCAUAACUUUUUUUCUUUUUGAAGGAAAAGAAAACUUGGACACUUUUCACACAACUUUACUGGUCAACAAUUCCUUUUUAUAUGUAGUUUGGCUAUAUUUAAAUCAUUCAUCUGAGGAGGAAAAAGACUUUUUAAAAACUUUUUUGGAGCAUUUGGAUCACUUUUUUGGAUUCAUUGAAAGAGUUGUCAUUUGGAGAUUAGAAGGACUUUGGAUGUGUUUCUCGGGCGUUUGGACAGUCCCAUAGGCUGUUGAAGCUCCUCUUGGGCCAGUGAGUGUGGUGACUGAUUCUGAAGGCUUCUUCAUCAGAGAGGAGCAGGCGUCAUAUCACCUGGAUUGACCUACAGAUCCAAACUGAUUUUUGUUUUUUGUUUUCUACCUUUGCCCUUUUCCCCCACUUUCCCACUCUUUUUUUCAUCACAGCCUGUUGGAAGAGAGGUUUUUGAACUCUCUGUCUCAAUCUCUCUUCAUUCCUUCCUUAUUCUCUCACUCACACUCUCUGCCUUUGUGGGAGUAGUGAGUGAAAGAGAACUGAGAGGAGAGCAGCACUCUUAACUGACCUGAGACUGUAGUGCAGGACAGACAUCACUUCAAGAAGAAAUACAGAGUAGCACCAUGUUGUGUUCGAGGAGGUUACUCCAGCAGUGGUGUCUGGCGGUGUUUCUGCUGUGUUCUCCUGUCCCCCAUCACGGGAGGCCCAUCGAUGCCCUGAGCCACAGAAUGAAGCGCUCAGUGACCCACGCCCAGCUGAUGCACGACAAGGGCCGGACGCUGCAGGACUACAAGCGGCGCAUGUGGCUGCAGGAGCUGCUGGACGUGGUGCACACGGCCGAGACGCGCGACCUGCCCCGCACCGGCAUCAGCACCGGCGGCAGCGGCGGCGUAGGACUGGGCAUCGGCGCCGGCAGCAGCAGUAGCGGCAGCAGCGUCGGCAUGGGCAUGGGAAUGGGCAUCGGAGGAGGUGUCGGGCUUUCGCCGGGCGCCGGCGGUAGCAGCAGCAGCACCAUCGGCGGUAGCGGUAGCACGGGGGGCAGCACCCUCCACCCGAAGCCCGCGGGCGGCACCAAGAACCUGCCCAUCAGCUUCCGCCUGGAGGACGAGGAGGGCACCAACCUGCCGCAGGAGACCAACAAGUCGCAGACGUACAAGGACACGGCUCUGAAGGCGGCGGGCAAGAAGAAGAAGAAGGGCCGCUCCGGCAAGCGGCGCGAGGGGGGCGAGAAGAGGAAGAGGCGGGCGCGCUCGCUGGCGUGGGCGUGGCCGCGGACGAUCCAGGAAGUGGCGGCGGCCGAGGAGCGGGAGGCCGGCAGCGGGUACGGCGAACACGGCGGCUACCACCUGGAGUGGCGGCCUUACUUUGGGCUGCAGGGGGCGCUGCACUAGAGAACACUGUCAGUCUCUGACAACGAAAUACAAUGACAUUUCAAAUGGACACCUAAAUACUCCUGUUACAGUAUCCUGUAAUGGUGAUUGUUUGGAAAGUGACACAGAAUAUAUUUAUUGUCUGUAAAUAUUCUCAACACAUCAGAAUAAUAAUAAUAAUAAUAAUAAUAAAUAAUAAUAAUGACAAUUAAAAAUAUGAUAAAAAAAAAACCUUAUUCAAUGCUCAAAUGGGCUACAGAUUUCGAUCUUUUGUGAAUACUUCCUUUUUUGUUAGGACUAUGCCAAUUACAAAUGUCAGAUUUUUUGCGGUAAUUUAUUUUGUUUGAAUGGUGUAUUUAUUUUGUAAAUGUAUCAAGGUGCUGCUGACCUUCUAUAUUUUUGUACAAUAAUGCACUUUAGAUAUAUAAAUAUAAAUAUAUAAACAAGUACGUUUUUUCUGUUAAUUGAUUUUCUUGUUUGUUUGUGGUUUGUUUUGAUGAAUGAAGAAGAAAAAAAGACAUCAUUCUUUCAUGAUCUAGCCUGCUCUGUUGGCUUGGCCGAAAAUUCUGAACUAGUUCAUUGUCUCGCUUUUUUGUUCUUUGUUUUUUUUUUUUUACUUUUUAAUUUUAUUUCAACUGUUUAUUUUAUGUAUGAGAGGGCUUGUGGUGGGAGAGAGACAGAGGGAGGGCUGAAGGGAUGUUUGAAUGGAGAGAUCGAUGGAGGGAGGGCAAAAUUUUGUUUUCUGUUUUCUUUGCUGCUGACCAGGACACCCCACAUUUGCGUUGUCCACAAAAUCCAGUCACGUGACUCGGUUGGGUCAUCAACUAUGUACAUUGUGCUUGUAAUGACCCCUCCACGCUCCCCUUCUCCUCCACUCACCCUCACCUCCCCUUCACUCCAACUCCCCAUUUCACAAACUCAUCUGUUGCCCCCGGCAACCAGUUGUGUCUGUCUUUUGCUUGUUUCAACGCCAGAGUUCACUCUGUACAUAAAGAAGAAAAAAAAACAAUGGUUCACACAUUAAACCGACUCAAUGUUGUUGUUUGGCACUUGCACUGAGAGGACAUCCCUAUAUUGAACGGAUUAAACAUU
This is a messenger RNA of Engraulis encrasicolus (European anchovy), 2693 nucleotides long. RefSeq names its product parathyroid hormone-like hormone a (gene pthlha). Lineage: Eukaryota; Metazoa; Chordata; Actinopteri; Clupeiformes; Engraulidae. The record is from RefSeq and is a predicted model, not a curated record. The transcript is spliced from 4 exons. Gene Ontology annotation, molecular function: hormone activity. Gene Ontology annotation, biological process: bone mineralization. The coding region runs from base 855 to 1622 and encodes 255 amino acids. Gene Ontology annotation, cellular component: extracellular region.